Messenger RNA from Durio zibethinus, 2996 nucleotides. Its product is annotated as ubinuclein-1-like. Gene Ontology annotation, biological process: chromatin organization. Lineage: Eukaryota; Viridiplantae; Streptophyta; Magnoliopsida; Malvales; Malvaceae. Gene Ontology annotation, cellular component: nucleus. The record is from RefSeq and is a predicted model, not a curated record.
UCAUGAUCUCAUCUGCAUGUAACCCCAUCCUUUCCCUUUCUCCGUUUUCUCCCUCGAAUUUCUCAGGGAAAGAAAUCCGCAAGAAAAUUAGCCCAAAAAACCAUUAAAAUUUUUUAACAACCCACAAUUGAAAAGAAAAGAAAAGGAAAAAAAAAAAAAAACCCAACCCCUCCCAAAGGGAAACGCUUUUUUUUUUUUUUGUCCCGCGCAGCUCCCUUUCUCAUUCUCUUCCUCAAUCAAAUUCCCCAAUCUAGGUCCCAAAUUAGAGCCUUCUUUUACUGAUUCUUGAAUAUUCUUUCGUUUUAAUUAACCCUAGGGAUAACAAUUGGGUGACCCGAACCGGAAUUCUUGAUGGAAGAAAAGAGUGCCGGUGGUGGAGGAGGAGCCGGUAGUGGUGGUGGUGAUUCCUCGAGAGUGGUCGUGCCGAAGGUGAUGAAGGCUGGUGACCGGCAAGUUUUCACGGUUGAGCUCCGACCAGGAGAGACCACGUAUGUUUCCUGGAGGAAGCUUGUCAAAGACGCCAACCGGGCCAAUGGAUCUUCUUCCGCUGAGGCUGUGGUGGCGGCGCCAGCACCUGAGCCGCCUCCUAAUGCUCAUCCUAACCUCCAGUCUCGCAUCAACCCUGGACAAGCGGCUGAAAAAGAAGCGAAAGAUGAACCACCUCCAAAUCGAUUCAGUGCUGUUAUUGAGAAGAUUGAGCGUCUUUACAUGGGUAAAGAUAGCAGUGACGAGGAAGAACUGGAUGAAACUCCGGAUGAUGAUCAGUAUGAUACAGAAGAUUCUUUUAUUGAUGAUGCCGAGCUGGAUGAGUAUUUUGAAGUUGAUAAUUCAGCCAUAAAACAUGAUGGGUUCUUUGUUAAUAAGGGAAAGUUGGAAAGAAUAAAUGAACCUCCUGUGAUACCUAACCAGCAGGCCAAGAAAAGGCGAAGAAAAGACGCUGCAAAACCUCCUGGUGAGAGUGACGAAGGUUGUGUGCCAAAUAAACAUGUAAAGGCAGCAAAGAUGACUGCAGGGAGGGCUGAACCAUCUCUUGUGAAGGAUAUUUCUAAUUCUUCUCAGAAUUUGACUCCAUUAAAUGAACAAUAUAGGGAUUUAAAGGCUCAGAAUCAAUUAUCAUUUUCUGGUGUUUCUUCCAAGAAGAAAUCUUCUGAGACAACGCUAGCAUUGGAUUCUUCAUAUUUGAAAAUUCCAAAUGGUGAUACUUCUGUACCUUUGGCAGAUUUCAAGGACAUUGAAAAGUCGAAAGUGGGAUUUCUGCUGUCAAAAAAUGUUGUCAGUAGCAAAUUGAAAGAUGCAAUUGGAUCCUCUGAUAUUUUGUAUCAGAAAUACCAUGAUAAAAAUGCUUACUUACAAUCCAAAUCCCAACAUGGAAAACUAAUUGGCAAUAUUGACGAGCUUGAACAAUCAGUUCGACCGAAAGAAAAAAAUGGCAUCCGUGAACUGCCAGACAUUAAUGUUUCUGAUAGCAAACAUGCUAUGCUUUCAACAAAAUCUUCACACAUGCAGAAAAAGGAUGGUUCUACUCUUAGGCCCAAAAGUUCUGUACUUGAAAAGGCCAUUAGGGAGCUAGAGAAGAUGGUUGCAGAAUCAAGGCCGCCUGCUAUGGAAAAUCAAGAGGCUGAUACUUCAUCCCAAGGGAUUAAGAGGAGAUUGCCUAGAGAAAUAAAGCUCAAGCUUGCUAAAGUUGCUAGAUUAGCGCAGGCAAGCCAGGGGAAAGUUUCUAAGGAGUUACUAAAUCGCCUGAUGAGCAUCCUUGGUCAUUUAAUACAGCUAAGAACACUUAAGAGGAACCUCAAAGUCAUGAUUAGUAUGGGUGUGUCAGCAAAGCAAGAAAAAGAUGAUAGAUUUCAGCAGAUAAAGAAGGAAGUCAUUGAGAUGAUAAAGACAAGAAUUCCUUCUUUUGAGACAAAGAUGGUGGAGCCAUAUUCCAGAGCUUCUGAUGAUUUUCAAGAAAUUGGUUCUGAAGAAAGAGUUUUUAGAAGGAAAUUUAGCAUGGACACACCAUUGGAGAACAAGAUUUGUGAUCUUUACGACCUCUAUGUUGAGGGAUUGGAUGAAGAUGCAGGUCCACAAAUUAGAAAGCUUUAUGUAGAGCUUGCGCAGCUGUGGCCAAAUGGUAUGAUGGACAACCAUGAGAUUAAACGUGCAAUUUGUAGGGCAAAGGAAAGACGGAGAGCAAGGUACAAUAGACGUAAGGAUCAAGAGAAACUGAAGAGGGAAAAGUUGUUGGCACCAAGAUUGGAGGAGAGUGUUCGAGUAGAGUCAGCUUCAAGUGCUCAGCCCCAGCACGCGCGAGAGAGGUCGACUACUGAUUCUGGUAGUCAUGUUUUACCUUCAACUAAUAAGUCAAUUUCAAGCACAACAGCAGCUGCUGUCCGGAUUCCUAGUCCCUCAACAAACGGUUCCAGUCUUGACAGACUAAAACAAGAGAAGUUAAUGGGCAUUUCAAGCAAUGCCAUGGAUGAAAUAAAGGUGGCAGAUGGCUCACUGCCCAAGAAAAAGGUAAAAAGGAAGCCUGAAAUGGAGUUGGGUGAAUCUCAUUUCCUCCCAGAGAAGUUACCUCAGCAACAGGGUGACGACAGGCACAAGUCCAUGAAGCAGCCUGUGAAUCUACCUCCGAAAUCAACCUUUCCGCCAGCUGCUACUAGUUUCGAACAGUCAAGCUAACAUCAAGUCGUUCAUUUAGGGGUUCACGCCAUAAAAAAGGCGUGAUUAGGUGCCUUUAUUUAUUUAUUCCUUCUUUUGUUCUUUCCUUCUCUACUCAUUCUCACCUUUUAAUUUUGUUUCUUUUCUUUAUGAUGAGCUUCAUUCGCUCUGACCUACUGAUAUAUCACGUUAUCUGCCAGUACCAUUUUUGUAAUUAAAUGUUCUUUCUCUUGCAGUCAUGAGUUCUAUGUUAGGAAAUUAGCUCCUACAUCUCAUUCAUGAAGCAGGAGAUCUUUUUUUCUUUUCUUUUUAGACCCUCCAAAAGGUUAGGAGAAAAUUAUUUUUUUAAU